Molecule: messenger RNA, 1840 nt
Organism: Syngnathus typhle (broad-nosed pipefish)
Lineage: Eukaryota; Metazoa; Chordata; Actinopteri; Syngnathiformes; Syngnathidae
Gene: nkap
Product: NFKB activating protein
Exons: 8
Coding region: 137-1297 (386 amino acids)
Biological process (GO): regulation of gene expression
Cellular component (GO): nucleus
Molecular function (GO): chromatin binding
Source: RefSeq, a predicted model, not a curated record
CGAAGAAGAAGAAGGAGGAGACGGAAACGGAACUGGGUUGUUGACGAAAUCGUACUUGGUUUAGCAGAGGUGUUCUCCAUUUUCUAAUACAUAAUACCGGAUCCCCCUUCCCCCGUGAGAUUAAUUGGCUUCAGUCAUGCCACAGUUCAGCCGUUCGGCCUCUCGGAGUCCCCGGCACGUUCGAACCCGCUCUCGCUCCCGCAGCCGGGAGAGGAGCAUAUCUCCUGGCAGUUUCGGGCCCAAACUACCGAGGCCUCGCGACAGGGAGCGUGAGCGACAGGAACGGGAGCACCGACUUAGGGAGGCGAAGACUAUUAAGCGGUUCCGAAUCGGAAGCCCCGACCGUAGUCGAUCCCGAGAACGGUACUCCAGCGGCGGCCAAAGUCACAACCGCUGGUCCGAGCAGAGAGACGCUUCGUGGCGGUAUGGCUCCAGAGACGAUUUUUACCACGACCAACAGAGAGACGAUGCACAAAGACAGAGACAAGAAGAAUUCAUGGCAAGGCGGCUGAAGGAGCGAGAGAGGAUCGGCGAGCAAGGUUGUCCCGAAGUUUGGGGAUAUUCGCCGAGGGUGAAAGAAGAAGACUCUGAUGAAUUCACACCUGUUGAAGAUGACGGGAAUAAUGUCAGCUCGGCAUCAAACUCGGGAGAUGAAAAGAGGAAGAAGAAAAAGUCCAAGAAGAAAAAGCAUAAGAAGCAGUCAGACAGCGGUAUGGAGUCCGACUCGGAUGAGGACGGAGUAAAGAAAAAGAAGAAUAAGAAAAAGAAGAGCAAGAAGUCCAAGAAGUCCAAGAAAAAGAAGGCGAGAAAAAGCCGAAAGUCGUCGAGUGACUCCAGCAGCAGUGAGUCUGAGGAAGAGGACGAAGACGCUGGCGAGGUGAUGUGGGUUGAGAAAGGCUCCGCUGAAGAUAAUCUGGUGGGACCUGAAGCGCCGCUCACACUCCUGUCUCAGGAUGAGAGACCUUUAGAUUUCGGUCAUGCGCUGCUGCCAGGUGAAGGUGCGGCCAUGGCGGAAUACGUCAAAGCCGGAAAACGUAUUCCAAGGAGAGGAGAAAUUGGCCUGACAAGCAACGAGAUUGCAGACUUUGAAAAAUCAGGCUACGUCAUGAGUGGCAGCAGACAUCGCCGCAUGGAGGCUGUGCGUCUGCGAAAGGAAAACCAGAUCUACAGCGCGGACGAGAAAAGAGCGCUGGCCUCUUUCAAUCAGGAGGAAAGACGGAAAAGGGAGAGCAAGAUCCUGUCCAGCUUCAAAGAGAUGGUCCACAGGAAGACCAAAGGGAAAGAGGAAAAGCCAUGAUUCAAACAGCUCCACUUCGAGCGCGUUUGAAUGCGAUUAUGUAAAUACCACAAUUCUUUGCAAGAUACAUCAAUUUGUUUUCGUUUGCUAUUUUUCAAGUUGCAAAUCAAUUAGUAAAAUGACUUUUGCAACUAAUAAUACUGAUAUGCUGGAUUUUUAUUGUUCAUCGUACCCUCAAUGCAGCUGAUCAAUUAGUAACUCAUCAUCAGGGAUGAGAAUGGCAAAUGUGAAAAAGCACAGGACGAGCGUCUUGACCUGAAUUAAUUAAUUACGAACUUACUCCAACCCUAACCUUAGGCCCAGCCCUAGCCCCAGCCCUAACGCAAGCCCUAACCCUAGCCCCAACCUUAGACCUAACCCUAGCCCCUUGCACUAGCUCUAACCCUUACCCUAGCCCCAGCCCUAACCCCAGACCUAACUGUAACCCUAACUCCAAACCUAGCCUUUGUAUGUAAUUUACAUUUGUAUGUAAAGACUGAUGUAAUUGGGAGAGAAUCGCCAAUUUCUUUAAAUAUUUUUCCAAAUAAAUUCUUACUCAUUUUU